AUGUCCUACUUCGUAGGCGCCGACGCAGUAGCAGGUGGAAUUUCCGAGGACCACGGCUUUGCAAUCAAUGGCGGCAAGGGUUGGUCAGAUGUGACCUUCAACAACCACCAGAUCGACUUGAACGGGAAUGUUGCCAUUGCGAUGGGCAACUAUAGCUUUACUUCCGCUUCAGACGGCAGCAUCAGCAAGGUGGAAUACACUUUCGGUUACAAGAAGUGCCAGGAUGGCAAAGUGCGCAUUUGCCUUCACCAUUCAUCAGUUCCAUACCAGGGAGCCGGCAUGUCAGUCUCAAUGGAAGAGGUGAAAGCCGCCCAGAGAGCAUGGGCAGAUGCGAUCAAAAACAUUUCGAAGGCAUAUUUGGAUGGGGACGAUUAUGUGGCAGUGGCCACUCGUGCAGCCGGUGAACUCUAUGGUUAUGGCCACGGAAAUGUGCUUUUCAAGCCGACCAAGGCAAAGGACAUGCAGUUCCGCCCGGAAGCAAGCCAGGCGUUGUCCUACUUCGUAGGUGCCGACGCUGUGACGGGUGGCAUUUCCGAGGACCACGGCUUUGCGAUCAAUGGCGGCAAGGGUUGGUCAGAUGUGCUGUUUGACAACCACCAGAUCGACGUGAAUGGGAAUGUUGCCAUUGCCAUGGGGAACUACUUCUUUGCCUCUGCCGAGGAUGGAAGCAUCAGCAAGGUGGAAUAUACUUUCGGUUACAAGAAGUGCCAGGAUGGUCAGGUGCGCAUUUGUCUCCACCACUCAUCAUUGCCUUAUCAGGGUGCUCCAACACCCGAGGACACGUCCGCGCAUCAUUAUGCUACCUUGCGGCAUGGCGGUGCAGCUCUCUUGAGGCAGAGAGGGAGGAGAGGAGACUUCGAUUGUUGGGAGUCACAGCGGAAACUCCAAGGUGAGUGGAGACAGGCCAGUGUCCAUGCACUUCGUGGUGCGGUGCAUGCAGUGCAGGCAUCGUGUUUCGCAACGGACAUUCGAGCGCGGUGCUUCCGUGCAGAGCACCAGAUUCCAAGCACCGCCAUAGCAAGGCUUCGACUUCGGCUCAUUUCCCUGCGUGAGUUGCGUGUGCGUGCAGUCGCCUUCUUGGACUUCACCGGCUUUUUCCGGGGCCUCUCUGCGAGAUGCGACAUGCCUUCACAGGAGGCACAGCUUCGCUUUGGAGCUUUCUAUUUUUCUCCAGCAUCCAAAAUCACGCGGCAGCCCAUGCUGCUUCCCACCGCCACCAUCGCACCGCGGGGGAAGAGCUUCUCUGCCUCAGUUUGGUGGUUGCUCUGCUGCAUAAUGCUGGCGAAUCGCCUCGCUCGACUCCAGACCACCACUUUCCAGCCAGUUUGGAACAGCGUGAGCAUUGCCAGUCUCCGGCUGAUUGUGCUCUUGUGCGCUCUCGGACUUCUCGCUUGUGCCUUCGACGUGGCAUCUGGCGCAGCCAGCUUACCCGUGGUCUUUGCUUUCCAGGGCCGCUUCGCUCACAACACGGUCAUGCUGCUGGCAUUUCGAGCCACUCUGUCUGCCGUCGGAGCUGCUUGCUCGCCUCGUCGACAAGCGAGCCCAUGCGCGAACCGCGACAGAAGUGCCCCCGCGCUCCUCGACGCUGCUGACUUCAAAGCUGACGGCUUGCAGCUUCUCGUGUGCACUGCAUGUCGGCCCCGCUUCCAUCCUGCUACGACCGCACGUUUUGGUGGUGCCGUCCUUUUGUGCAUCAAUCAAUGCUUCCGGCUGGCCUCGAAGCGGCGUUGUCGUGGCGAGGAUGCAGCAGAGUCAGCAGCUGCACCUCUUUUCGAGUCUCCCAUGGUGUGCCGCUACCUUGAAAAGGACUCCAAGGAUCCGUGUAUGGGGCUAGGUCCCUGUACGCUGCCGUCCUUACUUCCGAAUCAGCGCGAUUACGGUUACGCGUUGUUGCUUCGGUGGCUGGUGAUGCUGGUGCGAGUGAGGCAGCUGCGCUUCCACGGCCGCUUCGCUCCCACCGCGGUCAUGCUGCUGGCAUUUCGAGCCAACCUGCCGUCGGCUGCCCGCCUCGGCAAGCGAGCCCAUGCGCGAACCGCCACAGAAGUGCCCCCGCGCUCCUCGUCUCGUGAGGCAAUCCGCUCAGCACAGAUUCCGGCCUGCCACAACAAGGAGGGCCAGGCAGCGCAAGAGCAGAAGUUGUCAACUACUGUCAAAGUCCUGGGUGCCCUUGGCUUGAUGACAACCCUUGGUCUCGGCUUCGUGGCACCGCGCCCAACAGCGCAGAAGCCACAUCCCUUGUCUCAUGCCACACUGGAUGCAAGAGUGCAAAGUGCGAGCAUCACAACAGGCUCUACUGCCAUGUAUGGUGUUGCGGUCCUGGCUACUGCAGCAGCUGGACUCUUGGCCCGUGCCAAGCGCUCCAGAAUUGCCGCACGGGCGCAGCCGUCGCACGGCAGAAAGUUCGAGUACUCCAUGCAAAAGGAUGCACAUGCCGAUUACGAGUUCAUCAAUGAGGUCGGCUACCUGCCCGAUGGCACGCCGUUGAACAAAGCCGGCAACGCCAUCAACCAUCCCGAGACCAUCGGACCGGAUCCACACACGCCGGGAUCGCCACUGCCUCGGGCCAUCUUCACCAACUCCGUUGGCUACCUCCCUGAUGGAACACCCCUGAAUGCAGCAGGCAACGCCGUGAACCAUCCUGAGACCAUGCAGCCGGAUACACACAUUCCCGGUUCGCCGCUGCCGCCGUCCUUCUACGCUGCCGACACGGGCUACCUGGUGGAUGGCACGGACAUGAGAGUGGCAGGCAACCUGUCUGUUCAAGGGGGCGAGGUGAUCACUGCCCAGAAAGGGUGGGCAGAUGCGAUCAAAAACAUCUCAAGGACCUACUUGGACGGCGGGGAUUACGUGGCAGUGGCCGCAAAUGCAGCCGGCGAGCUCUACGGAUAUGGCCACGGCAAUGUGCUUUUCAAGCCAACCAAAGCCAAGGAUGUUCAAUUCCGCCCUGAGGCAAGUCAGGCCAUGUCUUACUUCGUAGGCGCCGACGCUGUGACUGGUGGCAUCUCGGAGGACCACGGCUUCGCAAUCAAUGGCGGCAAAGGUUGGUCCGAUGUUUUCUUUGACAACCACCAGAUCGACUUGCACGGCAAUCUGGCACUUGCCAUGGGUAACUACAUCUUCACAUCUGCAGAGGACCGAAGCAUCAGCAAGGUGGAAUACACCUUCGGCUACAGGAAGUGUCAGGAUGGCAAAGUGCGCAUUUGUCUUCACCACUCGUCCGUGCCAUAUGAGCACACCGCCGCACCAGUUUCCAUGGAGGAGGUGAAAGCGGCCCAGAGGGCAUGGGCGGAAGCAAUCAAGAACAUUUCCAAGGCAUACUUGGAGGGUGGGGACUAUUUGUCAGUUGCCAAUCGUGCAGCCGCUGAUCUCUAUGGCUAUGGCCACGGAAAUGUCCUCUUCAAGCCAACCAAAGCCAAGGAUAUGCAAUUCCGCCCUGAGGCAAACCAGGCCAUGUCUUACUUCGUCGGCAACGACGGGAUGGGUGGUCAAGGAAUUGCUGAGGACCACGGCUUCGCAAUCAAUGGCGGCAAGGGUUGGUCAGACGUGAUGUUCGACAACCACCAGAUCGAUUUGAAUGGAGAUCUGGCGCUUGCGAUGGGCAACUACUUCUUCAGCGACAUGGAUGGCGGCAUCCACAAGGUGGAGUACACAUUCGGAUACAAGAGGUGCCUCGACGGGAAAGUGCGCAUUUGUCUCCACCACUCGUCCGUGCCAUAUCAGGGAUCUCCGGAAUCCGCCGAGUCUGGACACAUGAGCAACAUGUCUGCUACGCCUAUGCCCGUGGCGGCCGCAUUUGUGGGAUCGUCUGUCCCUGCAAGUACCCCAUUGCGCCAUUCUAUGGGCUUCGCGUAUUCCGCACAGAAGGAUGCCUAUGCAGACUUGGAGUUUGGCAAUGAUGUUGGCUAUUUGCCGGACGGCACACCCAUGAACAUGGCGGGCAACUGCAUCAAUCAUCCCGAGACAAUUGGACCAGACCCACAUACACCAGGCUCGCCCCUGCCACGAGCUCUCUUCGUGAACGACGUGGGGUACUUGCCCGAUGGCACACCCCUGAACCAGGCAGGAAACGCCAUCAACCACCCCGAAACCAUUGGAACCGAUCCUCACUCUCCAGGGUCACCUCUCCCAGCGGCAAAAUACGCUGCGGAUGUGGGAUAUCUCGUGGAUGGCACACCCUUGGAUUCCGCGGGCAACAACGCAGUGCACUAA
Messenger RNA from Symbiodinium sp. CCMP2456, 4209 nucleotides. NCBI's taxonomy places the organism in Eukaryota, Dinophyceae, Suessiales, Symbiodiniaceae. The record is from the annotation of a GenBank genome assembly.